CGGAGGGCAAAGCUCGAUAUCAACAAAUCGAUAACAAGGAGAAUAUCGGAAAAUCGGCCAAACUUACAUCACUAGGUGUUAUGCAAAAUACGUCAUUUUUUUGACUUUUCGACAGGUUUUUUCCCUUUAAACGAGCGAGGAGACACCAUGGCGACGGCCGUGCCGCAUUGCCCCCAGAAACAGGACCUGCCCCCGCCGGGCGGCUACAAGAAGAUCCCCUUUGCUCGCGUGCCGCCCAAGAGCUACUUUACAGGCUUCACCAUGAUCGGCAGCUAUGUGGCCGUCACGGCCGUUGGCCUGGGCAUCUACUACUUGACCGCCAAGAAGGUGAAGCGCGACGAGAUCGAGAUGCGAUCCGCCCAGAAUGUGAUCUUUCCCAUUUUGGUGGCCGAACGGGAUCGGGAAUUCCUGCGCCAGUUGCGCCGCAACCGGGACGAGGAGGCCGAGCUGAUGAAGAACGUGCCCGGCUGGGAGGUGGGCACCUGGUACGGCGAGCCCGUCUUCAAGACCCUGCCCGAGGACACCCUGGUGACGCCCAUCUUCAAGGAGUUCUACGCCCACUCCGACUGGAAGUCGUACGCCAAGCGUGCCCACCUGAAGCUCUGGUCCUAGAUCGGCCGAAGUUAAUGGAUUAGUUAAUGCCUAAGCCUCCUCCUUCUUUUUUUUGUUUGUAGAUCCGCCUAAGUGCUAAAAAUAUCAUCCAAUUAUAAUGUCUGAUUGAGA
Molecule: messenger RNA, 723 nt
Organism: Drosophila subpulchrella
Lineage: Eukaryota; Metazoa; Arthropoda; Insecta; Diptera; Drosophilidae
Gene: ND-B16.6
Product: NADH dehydrogenase [ubiquinone] 1 alpha subcomplex subunit 13
Exons: 3
Coding region: 148-612 (154 amino acids)
Source: RefSeq, a predicted model, not a curated record